Molecule: messenger RNA, 736 nt
Organism: Paramecium tetraurelia
Lineage: Eukaryota; Ciliophora; Oligohymenophorea; Peniculida; Parameciidae
Exons: 3
Biological process (GO): polyprenol biosynthetic process
Cellular component (GO): endoplasmic reticulum
Source: RefSeq, a predicted model, not a curated record
AAUUUAAUUACGAUAAUAAAUGAAUAUUGUACAAAGUUCCUUCAUUCAUCUAUUAAAACUAGGUAAUAUCCCAAACCACGUAGGUGUGAUUAUGGAUGGUAAUCGACGAUAUGCUAAACAAAGGAGAAUUGAGCCAACUGAAGGUCAUAUCUAAGGAUAUCAAUCUUUCUUGAAUUUACUAGAAUGGAGUUAAAAAUUGGGAAUUAAAGAAAUAAGCGUAUUUGCUUUCAGCAUUGAGAAUUAUAAUAGAUAAAGGGAUGAAGUGCAAUUUCUCAUGGAAUUAAUGAAAUAAAAAAUGCACCAUCUGCAACAUGAUCUUAAUUUUAUAGACUAAAACCAAGUUCGAGUCAAAUGUUGUGGAGAUCUUGAUAUCUUAUAAGAUCAAGAACUAAAAUCCAAAUUAUUGGAGCUUGAAACCUAUAGUUCUAAAUAUUCUUAAUACAAACUCAACAUUUGUUUCUCUUAUAAUUUCACGAAUGAAUUAGAAAAAGCUAUUUAAUCAAUGCCAAAAGGAUUAACCAAAUAAGAGUUCUUUUAGUAAUUAAGCUCACAUUUAAUGGUAACUAACUCCCCUGACAUUCUAUUGAGAACCUCUGGUGAAACUAGAUUAAGCAAUUUCUUACUAUAUUAAAUACGAGAGAAUACAGUAAUUCAUUUUAUUGAUAAAAAAUGGCCAGAGUUAUCAUUUCUAGAUUUUUGUAAUAUGAUUUUAUUCUAUAGAAAAAAUAAAAUUUGA